Molecule: messenger RNA, 2276 nt
Organism: Ixodes scapularis (black-legged tick)
Lineage: Eukaryota; Metazoa; Arthropoda; Arachnida; Ixodida; Ixodidae
Exons: 11
Coding region: 1-2106 (701 amino acids)
Molecular function (GO): protein binding
Source: RefSeq, a predicted model, not a curated record
AUGCUUCAAACUCGGGGGGUCACCCCUGCGUACUUUGUGAUGACGUGCCUGUGUCCUGGGGUAUGGUUACUUUCCUGCAACUCUCUCUUCUCUCCCAUCUCUGGAGACAUGCCCAAGGACUUCAGCCUGGAAGUUGGAAAACCGUUGGCUUUGAGCUGCACCGUGAAGCCUGCCAAAUUCUCCCUGGGCAAGAACCGGACGUACGAGGCCAGUGGAAGCAAGCUAGCGCUGAAAUUCAACGGCAGCUAUGUACCCCAAGACAAGCUGAUCUACGAGGGCUCGUCAGUUCUGCUGCGCAAGGAGGAAGCCGAGUUGAACGACUCUGGAAGCUACUACUGCAUGCUCAAGUUCCCCGAUCACGCCUUUCACGUCUGCGCAACCCAGGUCACCGUUGGAGAGCUGCCGUUGCCCGUGGAAGACUUCAAGUGCAUCAGCUACCAUUACAAGAACCUGACGUGUUCAUGGAGAAAUCCGGACUCUAAUAUUAGAUCCAGCUAUGUCCUCAGUGCAAUAUUCGGGCCAAUCGGGUCACACCAGGGGUCGCCCCGCGAAUGCCCCAAAGCGAAAGAAUUGCGGACGCCGUCGUCUUGCACUUGGAACUUGAGCUCCACACCGGUUUACCGAAAGGAAGCCCCGAGGUUUCGUUUCGUUCUGACCGGCAGGAACGAGCUUGGCUCGAAGAACUGGACUUACAGCUACGACCACUUGUCAAUUCUGAAGCUUUCCGAGCCGAGAGACUUCAAGAGCAUAGCUGUAACAAAACGCGGCGUUACAAUCCGCUGGAAGGCUCCUGUGGAGCGGAUGGAGAAUCCAAAGCUGGAAGUAGCCUACGAAAUCGGUUACUUAUCUCAGUACGAGCAAGAGUGGAAGGAGCUACAUAUUUUGAACAAGACGUCGGUCAUGGUGCAGGGACUCGAACCAUACACCAACUACACUUUUCGACUCCGAGCAAGAGCUUCUAAAUCAGCCAUUCCUGAACCUUGGACGGGCGCCAUUUACAUGGUGAAAGAGACUCUUCCUGAUGUUCCCUAUGGACCACCCAAGAUCUCCCCGUGCGGUUUUAAAGUUCAGAACUACCAAAGUAAGAGAAGCAUCACACUCAAUUUUGCGGCCAUUUCGAAAAAGCAGUGGUCCGGCAUAACGUUGAAGUACCUAGUGGAAUGCUGCGAGGAAAUGUCCCCAGAAGAACAAUGCGAGAACAAGACCACUCAGGUGCCGACCGCAACCUUCGAUGAUCUUCGUCAAAGCACUGCGUACAAUUUCCGGUUAUGGUCCCUCAAUGAGCACGGGAUUUCUAAGAACCAUUCCAACAUCCGCGUCGGCAAGCACGAUGAUUUGAUGAGUGCCCCACAAGACAUCAAAGUGAUGGCUCUUUCAUCGGGAGAAUACGAGGUGUCUUGGAGACCAUCAACGAGUCCCUCUGCCUCUUGGUUUUACUCGAACGACUCCUCCGCUCCGUCAAAAACGGAAGAAGCAGGAUAUGGUUCGGAGGAGGCACCACCUCAAGGAUACACAGUCUUUUGGUGUCCACGCAUGCUUCCGUGGUUCUACGGCUGCGACCAAUCUCUCGAAUGGCGCAGAGUGCCUCCCAAUGUAACGUCAACUGUACUUGAACUGGAGCCAGGCAAGUUGUACCAGUUCGCGGUGGCCGCCCAGAGCAAGCCCAAGACAUCCGAGAUGGCGUGGACGUCGUGCGUCGUCCCCGUUUCGAAAGAGUUGGGGAAGAUAAAUCGGGUUUCAUUGGAGAGGGACGGCGCCCAUUCGCUGCGCAUGCGCUGGCAGCUGGAAUGCAGCGCCCUCAAGACUCUCGUGGAGAGGUACCAGAUCGAGGUCUGUACCGUCACUCGCAAGUACCGCAACAUGGCUCUUCGCGAUGCGGCUGGGUGCAUGUACAGCAAGUACGACAUCAACAGUUGCAAGGCCUACAACGUCACCAACGCGGACGCCGAGGAACAGCUCCUGGGAGGCUUGGACACCGAUUCGGUGCACAGGGCCGUGAUCCGUGCGCUCUCCAACGGAAGACUCACGGAGGACAGUCCGGCUCAGUGCGCCAGCACGUCCAACACAGUCUGUUCGGUGUUAGAACACUACCGUGAAGUAGAGUAGGCGCACAGUAUCAUCCCUUCUUUUGAAUCAUAACAAUCCGCAUACUAUAUGGUCUCCGACGGAGUGCGGAUGUCGUCAACGUGGGACUGAAUGCCCUGUCAAGACGUGUUAUCGAGGUGUCUGCACCAGUUCAAGCAUUAACUACGCCCAGCACACACGCUCGUAUCAGA